Marasmius oreades (fairy-ring Marasmius) is the source of this 1002-nucleotide messenger RNA. RefSeq lists its product as uncharacterized. Lineage: Eukaryota; Fungi; Basidiomycota; Agaricomycetes; Agaricales; Marasmiaceae. The coding region runs from base 1 to 1002 and encodes 333 amino acids. Gene Ontology annotation, molecular function: DNA-binding transcription factor activity, RNA polymerase II-specific; RNA polymerase II cis-regulatory region sequence-specific DNA binding. Gene Ontology annotation, biological process: regulation of transcription by RNA polymerase II. Gene Ontology annotation, cellular component: nucleus. The record is from RefSeq and is a predicted model, not a curated record. The transcript is spliced from 5 exons.
AUGUACAGCCCGCCAAGCUCUGCCCAUGAACGAAUCUCCAUGUCGCCUUCUCAAUCCUCUCACCUCGACGACCAUCCAAAUAACGCCACCAAUGGACUCCCCCAUCCUUCCUCUCCCAGAGCUGAUUCACCUCCAUUACUAGGCACAGGCGGUCAACACGACGAGCUCAUUGACUCGGACGAUACAGUCACUUGUUUGUGGGAUAACUGUGGUGUGGUCUUCACCCAUCUACCGACAUUAAUUGACCACAUCCAUACCGACCACAUUGGCGUACACAAGUCAAACUAUACUUGCGAAUGGGCGACAUGCCAUCGAAGGGGACUCUCCCAAACGUCAAGAUUUGCUCUUAUAUCUCAUAUUCGGUCGCAUACGGGAGAGAAGCCAUUCAUCUGUCCAUUACCAGAGUGCGAUAAAUCCUUCACGCGAUCCGACGCUCUGGCGAAACACAUGAGAUUACAACACAACAUUGAACCUCCAGCUCCUGGUCGUGGUGGCUCAAGAAAACGAAAGCGAGAUGAAACAAGUUCUGCAGCUCCUGCUCAAGGGGGCUCGCCACCACCAGUCCCACAUCCCAGCUAUGAAGAGGCGGACGAAGCAGAUAUUGACUACGACAACUUUGUUCGCGCCAUGGAAAACGGAUUUUUACCUCAAUCCCCCGAUGAAAAUGUAGAAGAUGAGGGUGAUGACACGAUUCCGCCUGCUCUUCUGGCGCGUUACGAUCCCGCAACCAGGACAAUCCUCGGUCGAUCAAAGGAAAUGGUUAUGUAUUUGGUAAUGAAGGCAAAGCUUCGUUAUGCUGUCGAGCAACAAGGUUAUCUCCUCGAAGAGUUACGCAGUGCAAAAGCAGACUUGAAGCGAGAGCAUGAAGAUAAGGAGAGAAUGGUUGAUAUGUUUCUUCGAGGAACUUUUGGAUCUGAAGCAGAUGCCUUCAUACUUCCUAUCCAACCUCCGGGUGAACCCCAAUUAGAUUCCGUCCCCUCGGUGAACGGAAGCGGUCAUUAA